Messenger RNA from Carassius gibelio (silver crucian carp), 1542 nucleotides. RefSeq names its product olfactomedin 4, tandem duplicate 2 (gene olfm4.2). Gene Ontology annotation, biological process: signal transduction. The record is from RefSeq and is a predicted model, not a curated record. The transcript has 5 exons. NCBI's taxonomy places the organism in Eukaryota, Metazoa, Chordata, Actinopteri, Cypriniformes, Cyprinidae. The coding region runs from base 69 to 1454 and encodes 461 amino acids.
GCAGAUUAGUACUGAUAACAUGUUGUAUAUAAGGCUGUAGCUGAGAAAGAGAAACAUGAUUAAAAAAGAUGGAUCUCCUGCUGCUUGUACUGCUUCUUGUGGCUCCUGCUCACUCCUGGCUGUCCCUAGAAGACUGGGGCUCUGGCAGUGUGGAAGGCUCCGUCGGGGAGUUUGGACAGUGUGUCUGUUACGUGUUCCUGCCUGAUACUUCAUUCCCAGCAGACCGUGUGGAGCAGAUGCAGACCACCUCGAAUCAACUGUCUGUAGAGGUCAAGCUCCAGAUCAUCAAGAUCAGUAGUUUGAAGGUUCAGCUGGAAGUUCUUCUCGGCAGUCUCUCCAACCUGACAACUCGUGUGGAGAGUCUGGAGAGCGGACCGGACAAGUACAUCAAACUGGAGUUUGAGCUGCUCCGCAUUGAGCUCAGAGAGUUUGAGGCUCUGGUCACACAACUGAAAGCAUCUCUGAACUCAUCUUCACCGGCCUUCGAGAGUCUCUACAUUGAGAUUCGCAAUAUGAGUUUAAUCGUUGACCAACUGGAGAGCUACGACCGCAGCAAUUUAGAAGUGAUUCGCAUCGAGUUCGCCAAACUUCAGAGGAAACUGGAGAAAUGCCAAGAUGAUAAGGAUGACUUCUCUAAUGCAGAAAUAGGGUCUUGUAAGCAUGGAGGUAUUCUCAGAUUGGGAAAGCCUGUCGUCAGCCAGCUGAAUGCAGAUCUGAGUGCAGGUUAUAAGUAUGGAGGAUGGGGCAAAGACUCAAAUCCCCUGCCUGGUUCUGAAAACAUGUACUGGUACUCCGGCUCUAGCAACACUCUGGUCAGCAGAAUCACACAGUACUCUGACUACUACAAACUGAUCAUGAGACAGGGCUAUAAGACACAUGAGCUUUAUGUCCAAAAUAGAUAUGAUUGGCGAGGCACUGGAAACAACUACAUUGUGCGGGAAAACACCCUGUACUAUCAGUUCAGAAGCCCUUUUGCUAUGGGAAAGCUCAACAUGACUAGUGUAAAACUUGAGUACAAGGUGAUUCCUACGGCCAGUGCCCAAUUCUCAUAUCAUUACUCAGCCAACCAGAACCUGGACUUUGCAGCCGAUGAGUCCGGCCUGUGGGUAACCUACGCCACGGACGGAUCGAAGGGUAAACUGGUUUUAGGGAAGAUCAAUGAAGUGUCAUUUGAAGUAGAGGAGGUUUGGCAGACCAGUAUUUUUAAACCAUCUGUAGGAAACACUUUCAUGAUAUGUGGGGUUCUGUAUGCCACAAGGUCUGUAGACACUAAAACUGAGGAGAUCUUUUACACCUAUGACACCAAUAAAAAUGAGGAAAGCUACAUUAGCAUUCCCUUUGAGAAGUUCCAGGACUUUUACAUGUAUCUGGACUACAAUCCCACUGAUCAGAGGCUUUACAUGUUCAACAACGGUUACUAUGUCUAUUACAAUGUCAAGUUCAAGGUUGCUUAGAUGAACUUCUGCUUUCAAAAUGACUUGACAAUGUAAUCCAUUUCAUGUGGAAAUGCAAAUACUACAAUAAAAUGAUACACAAGCAUAA